AUGAAGCUCGUCAGGUUCUUAAUGAAGCUGGCAAAUGAGACGGUCACAAUUGAACUUAAAAACGGAACGAUUGUGCAUGGUACUAUCACUGGCGUGGACAUUAGCAUGAAUACACAUUUAAAGGCGGUUAAGAUGACCGUGAAGGGCAAGAAUCCUGUGAAUUUGGACUCAUUGAGUAUCCGUGGCAACAAUAUUCGCUACUAUAUACUGCCGGACUCGCUGAAUCUUGACACUCUGCUGAUCGAUGACACCCCACGUGAGAAGAUUCUCAGCACUAAAUUUGACGACUCUGGAUAG
Molecule: messenger RNA, 297 nt
Organism: Plasmopara halstedii
Lineage: Eukaryota; Oomycota; Peronosporomycetes; Peronosporales; Peronosporaceae
Product: small nuclear ribonucleoprotein sm d1
Exons: 4
Coding region: 1-297 (98 amino acids)
Biological process (GO): RNA processing; spliceosomal snRNP assembly
Cellular component (GO): pICln-Sm protein complex; precatalytic spliceosome; U1 snRNP
Molecular function (GO): RNA binding
Source: RefSeq, a predicted model, not a curated record